This is a messenger RNA of Drosophila rhopaloa, 2745 nucleotides long. RefSeq names its product DNA repair and recombination protein RAD54-like (gene okr). Gene Ontology annotation, biological process: double-strand break repair via synthesis-dependent strand annealing; reciprocal meiotic recombination. Bases 42 to 2384 code for a protein of 780 amino acids. The record is from RefSeq and is a predicted model, not a curated record. The transcript has 6 exons. Gene Ontology annotation, molecular function: ATP binding; hydrolase activity, acting on acid anhydrides; DNA translocase activity. Gene Ontology annotation, cellular component: nucleus. Lineage: Eukaryota; Metazoa; Arthropoda; Insecta; Diptera; Drosophilidae.
CCUAUCAGCUGUUCGCGCGACUGAUAUUUGAAACUCAAGAAAUGCGCCGUAGCCUGGCGCCCAGCCAACGGGGUCCUCAGCGUCCCGAGUCGCGACACUAUUUCACUCCGCCGCUGCUGAAGAAGAACAAACGAGCCUGCCAGCAGGAUUUGGAGCGGGAGCAGGAGCUUGACAGGAGACGCCACAGUGACCUGCGAGAUGGCGGUAACACAGAAGACCUUCCCCUGCCCAUUCGCAUUGCAAACAGCGAGUAUGAGCGGGCCAUUGCCAAGGUGCUGGCCCGAAAGUUCAAGGUGCCCAUCGAUAACUACGUUCCGGAUUACGGUGGAAACCGCUGCCUAGGAGUAAAACGCUGCAUUUCCCGGCGACCCCUCCACGAUCCGUUGGCCUGCAACGCCCUGGUUCUAUAUAAUCCGCCCGCCUACUCGGAGCACGAGCGCAUGGCCAUGGAUCCCAGCCAGGUCCUAGUGCACGUCGUAGUAGAUCCGCUGCUUUGCAACAUUCUGCGGCCGCAUCAGAGGGAGGGGGUGCGCUUUAUGUACGAGUGUGUCGAGGGAAAACGGGGCAACUUCAACGGUUGCAUUAUGGCCGAUGAAAUGGGUCUAGGAAAGACGCUACAGUGCGUCACCCUAGUGUGGACACUUCUAAGGCAAGGUCCCGAAAGCAAGCCGACUAUUAACAAGGUCAUAGUCGUUUCGCCGUCCUCGCUGGUGAAGAACUGGGAAAAGGAGUUCACCAAGUGGCUGCAAGGCCGGCUUCUUUGCCUGCCCAUGGAGGGUGGCAACAAGGAGAACACCAUCCGGGCCCUCGAGCAAUUCUCCAUGACUUCGUCGCGGCUUGGAACCCCUGUUCUGCUCAUUAGCUACGAGACAUUCCGCAUCUAUGCUGACAUUCUGUGCAAGUACGAGGUGGGAAUGGUUAUAUGCGACGAGGGACAUCGGCUGAAGAACAGUGACAACCUCACAUACCAGGCACUUAUGGGCCUAAAGUCCAAACGUCGGGUCCUGCUCUCCGGAACGCCUAUCCAAAACGACCUCACGGAGUACUUCAGUCUGGUGAACUUUGUGAACCCAGAGAUGCUGGGCACGGCUGCUGUUUUUAAGCGAAACUUCGAAAGCAGUAUUCUCCGAGGCCAGAAUGCAGACUCCACGGAAGGGGAGCGAAAACGAGCCAUGGAGAAAACGCAGGAGUUGGUAGGGCUGGUCGAUCAAUGCAUCAUCCGUCGCACCAAUCAGAUUCUUACAAAAUACCUGCCCGUAAAGUUUGAGAUGGUCAUCUGCGCAAAGCUUACGCCUAUUCAGCUUGAGCUCUAUAUGAAUUUCUUGAAAUCGGAUCAAGUACGCCGCAGUCUGGCGGACUGUAAUGAGAAAGCCUCGUUAACGGCCCUAGCGGACAUCACAACCCUGAAAAAAAUUUGUAGUCAUCCAGAUCUUAUUUAUGAUAAGAUUACUGCACGGGAAAAGGGAUUUGAGAAUUCGCAAAACGUCCUGCCGAGUAACUACAAACCGAAGGAUCUCAAUCCUGAGCUGAGUGGCAAGUUCAUGCUGCUGGACUUUAUGCUAGCCGCCAUACGGGCAGAUGGAAAUGACAAGGUGGUCCUCAUUUCCAACUACACACAGACCCUGGAUUUAUUUGAGCAACUUGCGAGAAAGCGAAAGUACGGAUUUGUCCGACUUGAUGGCACCAUGUCCAUCAAGAAGCGAUCGAAGGUUGUUGACCGGUUCAAUGACCCACAGUCGGAUACCUUCCUAUUCAUGCUGAGCAGCAAGGCUGGCGGGUGCGGCUUAAAUUUGAUUGGAGCCAAUCGCCUGUUCAUGUUUGAUCCUGAUUGGAAUCCGGCUAACGAUGAGCAGGCAAUGGCCAGAGUGUGGCGCGAUGGUCAGAAGAAGCCCUGCUACAUUUAUCGCUUGGUAGCGAGCGGAUCGAUUGAGGAAAAGAUCCUCCAGCGGCAGACGCACAAAAAGUCCUUGUCGAGCACAAUUAUUGACAAUAACGAAUCGGCCGAAAAGCAUUUUACCCGCGAAGACCUUAAGGACUUGUUUAGAUUUGAUGCAAACAUUCUGUCUGAUACGCACGACAAGCUUAAAUGCAAACGCUGCGUACAAAAUAUUCAAACAAAGCCUCCGCCCGAUGACACUGACUGCACAUCGCAUUUGUCUCAGUGGUUCCAUUGCUCUAACAAUCGUGGUCUGCCCGACAGUAUCCUUGCCCAGGCUUGGACGGAUAGCAAGUGCGUCUCCUUUGUCUUUCACCACCGGUCGCAGGCUCAAGAGAUUGUGGCAAAGCCAGAGGAGGAACCAUUAGAGGAAAAAACAAUUAGCCGCAAGCGUCCAUCUACGCCCCUUAGUGAUGACAGUGCUGACGAGGACUUUAUUGGAUUCUAAACAUUGUUUGCCGAAUAUUGUUUAUUCUUGCACUUGUUUGCAUUGUUUAUUAAUUUGCCCAAUGUUUGUUUACUUAAGUCUAAACUUAAGACAGUUUAUCUGGCUUCCGUCGCAAUCUUAACAAUUAAAUAGUUUAACAUUUCAAAAAUGGAACCAGCACAAAAUGUAAACGUGCUAGGGAUGAAAGCUCUUUUGAACAAAUCUGGCAAAUUAGGAAUCAGUCCAGAAAAUGGGAUUAUUCUUUUGUGAAAUACUGAUUAAUUUCAAUAAUAUUAAGUGGCCACCAAUUACAUAUUAGUCAAGUCGUAGUUUUUAAUAGCUUAGUACAAAUAAACUUCGCGCCGAUAGGAGUUUGGAAAAA